Molecule: messenger RNA, 1416 nt
Organism: Tetrahymena thermophila SB210
Lineage: Eukaryota; Ciliophora; Oligohymenophorea; Hymenostomatida; Tetrahymenidae
Product: SIR2 family histone deacetylase, putative
Exons: 2
Molecular function (GO): NAD+ binding; zinc ion binding
Source: RefSeq, a predicted model, not a curated record
AUGAGUUCUGAAAUUAGUAAAACAGAUUUAAGCAAUUUAGAAUCAAAUACAGAUUCUAUGAGCGAGGCUUAGAAGGAAGCUUAAUUAAUUGGGUUUGCUGUAGAACCUAAGCUUGACUGCCCUCAUUUUGAAUAGCUUAAUGUUAUCACUUUGACAGAAGUCUUUAAUGAUAUGACAUUAGAAACUUUAAAUAAGCCUUGUAAGACUUGUAACCAUAUUGGAGAAAACUGGAUUUGCUUACAUUGUACUGACAUAUUUUGCUCUAGAUAUAUAAAUAAAGAUAUGGCUAAACACGUUGAAAGCAAUUAAGAGCACUGUCUAGUAUUUUCUUUUUCUGAUGGUAGUUUUUGGUGCUACAAAUGUGAUAAUUACAUUUCAAAUAAAACUAUUAAGGAUCUUUAGAAAACAUUUUCAAAGGUUAAGCAUGGAGGAUAAGAAUCAAAUGAAGAAGAAGAAGAAAAAGAAGAUGAUAUUCAUGCAAUAGCUGCUUAACUUCUUUAGAUGCAUCUAAACAAAAAAGGUUAAGAUGGUAUUUAAGAAGAAUUUACCUACUAAAAUUUAAUUGAUGGUUUGAGAGAUAUUUCUCCUGAUUAAGAGAAAAAUUAAGAUGACAAAUACAAUAACAGACAGUUCAAUCGAAUUGUGUUUUUGACUGGAGCAGGUAUUAGUGUGUCUGCUGGUAUUCCAGAUUUUAGAACUCCUGGAUCUGGUUUAUACUCCCAACUCUAGAAAUACAAGUUGCCAUAUCCUGAAGCAAUUUUUGAAAUAAAUUAUUUCAAACAUCAUCCAUAGCCAUUCUAUACUCUUUGUAAAGAAUUCUCAAGUUGCGGAUCUCACUUUACUUCUAGUCACUUCUUUAUAGCUGAAACUAAUAGAAGAAAUCGUCUUUUAAUUAAUUUUUCUUAAAAUAUUGACGGAUUAGAACUAGAAGCAGGACUUCCUGAAUCAAAACUAGUUUAAGCUCAUGGUCAUUUUAGAACAGCAAAGUGUGUUAACUGUAAAAAAGUUGCAGAUAUUGAAUUAUUCAAUGAAGCAGUUAAAAAUGAUAAAAUAUGUUAUUGCAAAGAAUGUGAGGAAGGUAUUGUAAAACCUGAUAUUGUUUUCUUUGGUGAGAGUCUUCCAUAGAGUUUCUUUUAAUAAAUAGACAGCUUAAAUAAGGCUGAUUUGGUAUUCGUCAUGGGAACUUCUCUCAAAGUUUUUCCAUUUGCAGCUUUAGUUGAUUUAUUCAAAGAAGAUGUCCCAAUAGUAUUGAUUAAUAGAGAAAACCCUGGAAUAAAAAGAAGAAGAUUCCUAUUUUUAGAAGGUGAAAUAGAUGACAAUGUAGAAAAAAUUAUGAAGGAUAUUUCUUGGGAUUUUCCUGAAAUUAAAAGAACAUACCCUGAAGGAACUGUAUUAGAGAAGAAAUAAAACCUUUGA